Messenger RNA from Leucoraja erinaceus (little skate), 2609 nucleotides. RefSeq names its product helicase SRCAP-like. The record is from RefSeq and is a predicted model, not a curated record. Gene Ontology annotation, molecular function: ATP-dependent chromatin remodeler activity; ATP binding; histone binding. Gene Ontology annotation, cellular component: Swr1 complex. The transcript is spliced from 15 exons. Lineage: Eukaryota; Metazoa; Chordata; Chondrichthyes; Rajiformes; Rajidae. The annotation marks the transcript as partial.
CCUGCCGCCAGGUUGCACGCACGGUGCUGCGUUUCCCACGAGGACCAGCGCCUGAAGGAGGAGCGGGCUCGCCGCGAGGAGCAUCCCCAGCUCCGCCGCAUCGCUUCCACCGUGGCCAAGGAGGUCAAACACUUCUGGACCAAUGUGGAGAAGGUGGUGCAGUUCAAGCAGCAGUCCCGCCUGGAGGAGAAGCGGAAGAAGGCACUGGACCUGCAGCUGGACUUCAUCGUGGGCCAGACGGAGAAAUACUCCGACCUGCUGAGCCAGAGCCUGAACGAGUCUCUGCCGGCCAGCAAGCCCGGCUCCUCCUCGCAGCUCAGCUCGUCCCGGGCCGGCUCGGGGUCAGCCUGCUCCAGCCCCCCGCCUGGCUCCGACUCUGCCACCGAGGAUGAAGACUUCCAGCCGCAGGAGGAAGAUGCUGACGACGAGGAGACGAUCGAGGUGGAGGAGCGACGUUCGGGCAACGACGCUGAGACUCGGCGCCGUGAGGUGGAGCUGCUCCAGCGGGAGAGUCUCCUGCCCCUGGAGCAAGUGCUGCGCUCACUCCCCUCCCCACCCCCCCCCCCACCCCCACACACACCCGCAUUCCGCACUGGACAAAACGCUCGCCGCGGCCCCGUGAGAGACCGGGGACGUCGUGGGGACCCAGUGGAGCUCGUCGAUGAGGAGUUCAACGCUGACAAUGAGGAAGUCCCCACAGGUGAGCUCCCGGUUGCUGAGCUCCUGAGCAAAUACGCCAAGGCUUUCGACGGGACCCAGGGUGGCCCCGACUCUCCCUCCGAGGGCCCGAGUGAUUCCGAGGGUCCCACUGACUCCGAGGAGGAGGAGGAGGAGGAGGAGGACGAGGAGGACGCCACCUCUGAGUACGAAGAAAGCAGCAGCUCGCGAGAUUCGGACGACUCGAUGGCGACGGAGGAGGACGAGAGUGAGGAGAGCGACGAUGAGGAGGAGGAGGACGAGGAAGACGAGAUCGGCGUGGAGUUCCUGGUCCGCGACGGGCCGGAGACGGGCGAGGAGAGGAACCACCAGGUGGUGGCGCCGCUGGCCAAGGGCCCCAAGAAGGAGAUCACCGACAUCGCAGCGACGGCCGAGAGCCUUCAGCCCAAGGGGUACACACUGGCCACCACACAGGUGAAGACCCCAGUCCCGUCGCUACUGCGGGGGACUCUGCGGGAGUACCAGCACAUCGGCCUGGACUGGCUGGUCACCAUGUACGAGAAGAAGCUCAACGGCAUCCUGGCUGACGAGAUGGGGCUGGGGAAGACCAUUCAGACCAUCGCCCUGCUUGCACAUCUGGCCAUCGAGAAAGGUAACUGGGGCCCACAUCUGAUCAUCGUCCCCACCAGUGUGAUGUUGAACUGGGAGAUGGAAUGUAAACGCUGGUGUCCGGCCUUCAAAAUCCUCACCUACUACGGCGUGCAAAAGGAGCUUGACAACGAUGGAGAGGGCUGGACCAAACCCAAUGCGUUCCACGUGUGUAUCACAUCCUACAAGCUGGUGUUGCAGGAUCACCAGGCGUUCCGCCGCAAGAACUGGCGGUACAUGAUCCUGGACGAGGCGCAGAACAUCAAGAACUUCAAAUCCCAGCGCUGGCAGUCGCUGCUUCCGCUUCAACACCAGCGGAGGCUUCUCCUGACGGGAACGCCGCUGCAGAACAGCCUGAUGGAGCUGUGGUCCCUCAUGCACUUCCUGAUGCCACACGUCUUCCAAUCCCACCGCGAGUUCAAGGAAUGGUUCUCCAAUCCCCUCACUGGCAUGAUCGAGGGCAGCCAGGAGUACAACGAGAAUCUGGUCAAGAGAUUGCACAAGGUGCUGCGUCCGUUCCUGUUGCGUCGAAUCAAGGUGGACGUGGAGAAACAGAUGCCCAAGAAAUACGAGCACGUGAUCCAGUGCCGACUGUCCAAGCGGCAGCGUUACCUCUACGAUGACUUCAUGUCCCAGGCAUCGACGAAGCAGACACUGGAGACCGGCCAUUUUAUGAGCGUCAUCAACAUCCUGAUGCAGCUGCGGAAAGUUUGCAACCACCCCAACUUGUUCGACCCUCGUCCCAUCCACUCGCCCUUCAUCACCCCGGGAAUCUGCUACACCACGGCCUCCUGCGUGCUGCGGGCUCUCGAAUACCAGCCCUUCAAGCACGUGGACCUGGGCCUGUUUGACCUGAUCGGAGCCGAGCGGCGACUAUCCAAGUACGAGAGCAACGUUUUCCUGCCCGCCCACAGACUCACGCUGAAGAUGAUCGAGGAGAUCUCGGAUGCCCCCGAACCUCCCCCCCGGCCACGACCGGUCCGUAUGAAGGUCAACAGGAUGUUACAGCCACCUCAGAAGCCAGACGGCCGCAACGUGUUACUGGUGAACUCCCCCCGUCCACCCCUCCUCCUUGCUCAGACGCAGAUGCAGACACCGCUGCCACCGAGACCCAAUCCCACUCCCACUCCGUGCCUGAGGCCUGAGCUGCUGCAGACGCUGCCCAGCGGGGCCCCGAUCAUCACCCACAGUCUGGUGUCCCCGUCCAUGCACUGCGCUGGCUCCACGCUGGGUGCUGCCCUCCCCCUCUCGCUCCCCCCAGCUGGUGACUGGGACCCCCCGUCCCCUCCUCCCCCCUCCCCCCG